AUGGGAAAGAUACGAAGAGCUCGCCAAAAACUCCAUCUUCCAGCCGUGAAACCCAACAACGAAAAGGACAAACAAGAUGUAAUGAAACCAAAUGAGGUAUGUCAAACAUGUCCACUCUAAGUUCUGUUGCCAGUGUCGAUAAUCACUCGUGAAUCUUCCAACUUUUUUAAUCGUUUCUCAUUUACGCCCACGUGGAUAAUUUUUACUGUUUUUACUUAAUGUCAGAUAUAAUUGUAACAACUGUUUGUUCUGUAAUCAAAUUUAUCUUAAAGUUGUUUAUCUUGAGGGGGUAAAUUUUCGCACAAACUAUUGCCUGGUCCCACGAUUCCCGCGUAUGCUGUCUCCGUUAGCUUUUUGCGGGCGACAAGCAUUCUCGUCCCCAGAGCCACUCGGCUUAAUUUGUAACCGACCUCGUUUCCCUAUCACGUGACCAAGAAACGACGGGCUCUUCUCUUCUUAUCACGCAUGCGUCGCAUGUAUGUAGCCAGCAUUCUUUUCCGCCUCCACUAAGAAUGGAUGGAAUGCAUAGAACGCAAUUUGAUCAUGCUCGUCUCGACCUUCUGCCCCUCGUAAUCUGAUAACGUGUGUUUGGACCAUCUGUCAAAUGAAAUGUGCGCAAUGCACAGCGAUGGAGCAAAAGCGUUUGGACCUUCGAGCGCGAGCGUUGUCGCCUGCACUCCCUAACCUUUGGUCAUUACAAGUGCAUUUAAUAUACUACACAAUGUUAUCUUAGGGUCCCCAUUAGAAAUUUUCAUGAUCUGCAGCAUCACAAUGGUUGGAAAAGUAGAACCAGUUUCAACUCCUCUGAUUAACUAGACCAUGUGCUGUACAUUACCACACAUGCCAAGGCCAAAACUAUGUUUCCACAUACCUGUGAUGUGGCGCUGUGGAUUGGUCGAAGAUCACGUUCCAGACCGUCACACACCCUUACAGAUCAUAUGGAGAGUAGGCUUUUCUACCUUAUCCCGGCUCCUUCUUCCCUUUCUAACUACUGCUGGUAAUAAUUAUUGAAAGUAUCUUCUCUUUAUGCAUGGUUCAAUUUGACCUGUUACCAUGCCCUCCUGGCAAGGACUGUGGAGACCAUUUUAAAGUGGUAGGGAUACAAAAUCUGGCCAAUACAAAGAAACAUUCAAGUCGGUGUUUCGCCAUUUAUCUUGCAUUUGCACGCCAUCUUACAGUAUGUACCACCUCAAAGUCCACACAUGUUAUACUAUCCAAUAUAGCCAAUAUGUUAAAUAAACCUUUCUAAGGUUGCUACUUUUUGAAGUUGUUGACAGUGCCGAAGCUUCUCUUGCGAUUCUCAUUGCGAGAAAGAAAGUCUUGUGAUGUCAGCUAUAGAGACAGUGUCUGUUCUCCGCUUGUGACUGUUCACCACUGCUAGGUCACCCAUCCUGGAUGGAAGCUACGUCUUCAGACGCCGUGCAGAUGAGAAUGCACACUUGCCAACAGCACUAGUUCCAGGAUUUACAGUAGGCAUGCAGAUAGUUUGGGCUCCUGAAUUACAGUGUAGCUUCUUUUCUGGUUCUGGAAACUUUGACACAGCCAACUGAAUUUCAUCAAAACAUGAUAUCUUCUCUUUAACGUAACCUCCAAAAUACUUAGUGGCAUGCCCAGGUAGCGCCCCUGUAUCAACAUCUUCACUGAAUGAUGCUUCAAGAAACUUAAAAUCUGCCUCAUAGUCGUCACCAUUAGCAGCUUUAACCAAGAGGGUCUCCAUCUGGAUGUAGCAUCUGAAGCUUUCCUGAUAGAUAGCACUGACGAUAAGAUGAAUAGCCUCAUAAUAGACCCUUCUAAAGUGAUCAUUGGCAGUUUGGGGGUAUAUCCUCUGUUAGGGACCCCCGCAUUGAUACCAAUCCAACCUCCUUGCUUUCUUGGAAGCGUUGGUCCACCAAGCAGGCCUUCACUCUUGCAGGAAACGUUAGCAUAGAAAUGGUCGAAGCUCUGAUCGCUGGGCAUUUUUGAGAGCAUCUCCUUUGUUUUCUUUAACAAAAAAUAAAUCGAUUUGAGUUUGCAUCCUAUGCACUUUUGAAACAUUCCUUCAAAUACAGACUUUAAUUUUGAUGGUUAUUCCAACAAAUUCCUGCAUUUUCCGUUGAAAAUACAUAGUCUUGAGUUCCGCAGUUUCAUGCAAACUGCAAAAGAAAUAACACAUACUUUGCAAAAUCAAAGAGAAAUACUCUGGCCCAAACGGUUGGACUUGUCCAAGGGGUUGCUGUGGGGGUGGGGGGGGGGGGGGGGCGAGGGAAAAAGUUCAUUUUAAACCAGGAUUUAGAAAAUUUUUGUUAAAAAAAUUAAAGGCUAAUUUUGUCUUUUAUUUUUAUUUUAUUUUUCUUCCUUUUUUUCCCCCUCUUGACCUUUUUGUUGCAAAUGUUGUUUAAGCAGACACUUCUCAAGCACAGAAGGGGCAGAAUAAAAAAAAGGAUAGACGGAAAGAGCGCCAUGAACAGUUCCUCAAAAGUAAGCUUUAGUUUACUUUGUAUUUCAUUUAUUAUUUUUAAUUCACUGAGUUUCUCAUACAGGUUUCGUAUAGCCUAUUAGGGAUUCUUUACGUAGGCCCGGUUCAAACACGGAACUUGUCAUGAACCGAACUUAAUACAUUGAAUUAAGUCCAUGAAUAGUUUGGUGGCUGAAUCAAUUAGGAACACCUGUUUCACUCAGCUGUGCUUUGCGACUAGCUCGGCCAAGAAUUUUUACUUUGGAAUGUCUUUGGAACAGCUUUGAUUCAGACACUGAACUUUUCAUGUAGCCAACCUACUGCGUAAAUUAUCAUAAAUGAGCAUUUUCCUCCUUCUGAAUUUAUUUUGGCUGGAAUUAAGAUCGGCAUCUGAAUCAAUUCAGCUGGUCUAAAUAAAUUGGGUUGGCCUUAAUUCAAAUUACAUGUAGGUUCAGCUCAUGAAAAGUUCAGUGUCUGAACUGGGCCUUAGCCUGUGGAAAAACCUAUAUUUGCUGAGUUCUUGACGUAAUAUAUCAAACGUGAGAUGCAGUGUUUCAUCACCAGAUGAAACACCGAGAAGAGAGUUGAAAAUACGACGCGCAGCAGAGUAUUUUUGACGAACUUCGAGGUGUUUCAUCUGGUGAUGAAACACUGUGUCGAAUGUUUGAUAUUUCUUCUCAAACAAAAUCAUUUUUGAAGGAGAAAUUAAGGAUACAAAUACUAAGCAGUGUUUCAUCCGAUUUCCAAACACUCAUUAAACAUUAAUUUCCUUUGUAUUUUCUUAAUGAAUUAUUAAUGAGUUUGAGAAAGUCUUUUUCUGUUCAUGAACCACAGAGUUGCAUGCUGGCCGACGUGUAGAAGAAGACAGCAAGAAAGCAAAACAGCGAGCCCAGACCAUUGUCGUUGGUGACAUGGAGCCAUUGCUGUCAGCUUUGCCGACCAUAAACAUACCUGAGCUUGUCAAAAGCACAAAAUCCACUGACAACAGGUAGAACUGAAUAAGAUGAACUCAGUGCUGAUAGUAUUUUACAGAGUGUACAUUUUACUUCUAUGUGUCAUGUAUUUUACAUGUAUUUGGGUCAUAUGUGGCUCAUCCAACUUUUAUCUUAACCUUUGAUAGUCAGCAUUUAAAAAAUGUCUAAGUUGGUAUGCCUCUGAAUUUGUGACUGAUACAUGGCCAUCAACUUAAAAUUAUUUAUUUUCUGCAGUGGAGGAAAUGAAAAACCAAAAAAGAAGAAUAAGAUGAGGAACAAAGCUCGGCAGGCUCUACAGUGAGUGUGUAAUCCCUUAUUAGUUAGUCAGAGGGAGGGUUGAUUAGCUUUGGUAGAUAUGUUGAUGCCAACAUCACGACUAUCUGUGCCAGUGACUGCAGAGACAGAACCGGUACUUUCCUAAACCACCCACAAGACCUUUGGCAUCUAUGAGACUUGCUCUUUUUUAGCUUCUUUAUCAAAACAUUGCAUUAGGCCCACUUCAAACAUCAAACUUUUCAUACGUGAUUGUUAGGUAAACCAAGCCUGAGAAUAUUGUUACAUGCGCAAUAUUGCACACUAUUUUAACUCAACGACAACAACAACAACUAAAUUGUAAGUAUUUCCUACUGAUUCUCCAUUCCUACUCAUCCUACUGUUCCUACUGAUCCUACUAAGAUCCUACCGAUCCUCUGUUCCAACUGUUCCUUCUGUCGCUGUGUUCCUACGGAUCCUCUUUUCCUGCUGAUCCUACUGAUCCUGUGUUCCCACUGAUCCUACUGUUCCUGUGACCCUACUGAUCCUCUUUUCCUGCUGAUCCUACUGACCCUGUGUUCCUGCUGUGUACCCUCAUUCAAACUAUUUCCCUAUGACGUCAGUCAGGUCGUCGUACACCAGCAAUGAGCCAAUUUGGGUGUACCAUAAAUUGAGUUCCAGUGUCCCAGGUGGGAAUUUCAACUGUGGAGUGACUUUGUUUCAAACAUCGAACUUUUCAUGUGGCGAAUCUAAUGCAUCAAUAACUAUAAUUUAUUUUGACUGGUUAAGCAUUGUAGCACAUUGUACUAUUGGAACAUUGUGAAAAUGAAUUGAGUCCGACUAAUAAGGCUCGAUGUUUGAAUCAGCCUUCAAAUUUGUAUCAUUUGGGUCGACCCAAAUAAGUAUUUUAAAGUUCGGUACAUGAAUGGUUGGACAUUUGAACUGGGCCUUAGUUACAUCAAACCUUAGACACCUUUAGACCUCAUUUACAAAGCCAUAUCUGAUUUAACAAUUAAUGAAUGAGGCUGAGUAUCUUAUGAAGAAUUAUGGAGAUCGAGGAUAAUUCUACAUAUGAUACAAAAGCGGAAUGUGUGGUUCCAAAAAUUAUCCAUACCUCCCUCAUGGAAGGGAUUUUUCCUUUGACCCCCACAUCUCUGGAAAUUCCAGUCAAGCUUCAUGCAUUUACUAAAGUUUUUGGGCAUUUGAGAACCCCCCACCCCCCAGGAAUUUCCAAUCCCUUCUAUGGAGGUAGUAUGGAUAUUUUCUGGAACUACAAUUCAAUAAUUGUUUUAUUAUUCAUUCAAAGUAAUUCCCAGUUUAAAAACAUAGCUAAAACAUGCUUACCUCCAUCAAUGUUAAGUUCAUCUCUGAUAGUGCACGUUUAGGGUUGUUCAGCUCGGCAAAUAUUCUCCCAGAUAGCAGAUGUCGCCCUUAGAGUUGUCUUCUUGCUGUUCUUGCCAUGUUUUUCGCUUUUAUUUUGCCUAGUUCUUACUCUUGAAACGAGUGAAAUGUCUGCCAUUUUUGUUUUCACACCUGAAACAACUCAACCUCAUCCCCAGGUUUCUCGGUUAACGGUGCAUUAACCUGCAAGGAAGCUGCACUUUUGACGUCAUCAGUUGAUAAAUCGCAAAAUUAUUCCUAAUUUGGUCAUCAGUAGCUGGCUAUGGUGAAUUGUGCAUGUGCUUUAGCCAAUCAGAAUCAUGGAAAUAUUUUGAAUGAAUAAUAAUGUAAAGUAAGGUAUUCAGAAAUGUACGCGUAACACGUUUUUUGCGUGUGUUUGUUUUCAGGGCAAGUGAAAUUGCACAUUUUCAGCAAGUUCUACAGCAUCCCGCUUACAAAGCCAAUCCUCUUGCAGCUAUUUCUGAGCACAUUAAAAAUGCUGUGCAAAGAGAGCAUGAAAGUCAGACAUGA
Porites evermanni is the source of this 5571-nucleotide messenger RNA. Lineage: Eukaryota; Metazoa; Cnidaria; Anthozoa; Scleractinia; Poritidae. The record is from the annotation of a GenBank genome assembly.